Messenger RNA from Tuber aestivum (summer truffle), 2150 nucleotides. Lineage: Eukaryota; Fungi; Ascomycota; Pezizomycetes; Pezizales; Tuberaceae. The record is from the annotation of a GenBank genome assembly.
AUGAAGACGUCUGACAUCCUCUACCUGCUUGCUCAUCCCAAUCAAUUGAGGGCGAUCAUUCAAUGGUAAUUUUUCUACUCCCACCCUACUUCAUCCCCUACUUUCGGCUCUGCUCGCACGGGGCAUACGUAAGCUAAACCUCUCUUCUCAAUAUUUUUUUAUAGGAAAGUCUGGCAUAGCCCACUUCAUGAACGGAGGAUUGAGAACGAGUCCCCCACCCUGAAAAGAUGCUUCCAGUUCUUGGACCUCACAUCGCGGUCUUUCAGUGCUGUUAUUCAGGAGCUGUGCCCUGAGCUUUGCGUCUCGGUGGCACUAUUCUACCUUAUCCUGCGAGGUCUCGACACCAUUGAGGAUGACAUGACCAUUCCGCUAGAAGUCAAGGAGCCCCUUUUGCGCUCUUUCGACGAGAUUCUCGACAGGGAGGGGUGGACUUUCGACGGCAAUGGGCCCAAGGAGAAGGAUAGACAGCUCCUCGUCGAGUUCAGCUGUGUGAUUGAGGAGUUUGCCCUGUUGUCCGAGAACCAUCGGGUGAUUAUCAAGGACAUUACCAAGAAGAUGGGGAACGGGAUGGCCGACUACGCCAACAAUGCCGAGCAUAAUGUUAACGGAGUCAACACAAUUGCUGAUUACGACCUGUACUGCCAUUACGUUGCCGGUUUGGUUGGUGAUGGGUUGACACGCCUUUUUGUUGACACCGGGAAAGCCAACCCGGCUCUCCUCGACCGACCCCAUCUGAUCAACUCGAUGGGUCUUUUCCUUCAAAAGACUAACAUCAUUCGUGAUUACAGGGAGGAUCUCGACGAUAAACGACGAUUCUGGCCCAAGGAGAUCUGGACGAAGCAUAUCGAAAAAUUUGAGGAGUUGCCUUUACCGGAGAAGGAGGAGAUGGCUUUGAAUUGUAUCUCUGAGAUGUGUUUGAAUUCUCUCCAACAUGUCGAUGAAUGCUUGUUCUAUCUUGCUGGAAUCAAGGAUCAGAGCGUGUUCAAUUUUACCGCUAUUCCCCAGGUCAUGGCGAUUGCUACCCUGGCCCUGGUGUUCCGGAAUAAGGAUGUCUUCCACAAGAACGUGAAGAUUCCUAAGGGUGAGGCCUGUGAACUUAUGAUUGAGGCUGGAAACCUGCGAUCUACUUGUGGCAUCUUCCGGAAAUAUAUGAAGAUCAUUCACAAGAAGAAUACCCCUAAAGAUCCCAACUAUCUUAAUAUCAGCGUCACCCUUGGCAAGGUUUGUACCCGCCCCCUUGAUGCAAGUCUGAUCACUCUUGCUUACUGCGAAUAUAGGUUGAGCAAUUCAUUGAGUCCAUCUUCCCAACUCCAGCUGAGCACAAAGCUGUUGCGGAGCGUGCGCAGAUGCGCACCGCGGGUGAGACGCCAGAGCAAGCAGCGGCGGCAAGGAAGGAGAUGAUGUUCUUGAUUGGCGCCAUUGUUGCGACCUUGAGCGUAAUCUCUGGAAUAAUGGUAAGUUCAUAUGCGAGCAUCCUGCCUCCCUUAGAUGUGCUAAUUGGGAUUCAAGAUCUUCGUUGCCUGGUUAAUGGGAGCCCGGUUCGACAUUGCUUUCCAAGAACUCCGGAAGGGCAACUUCAGACCCCCAGAGUACAAUCCGGCUGCCGGCGCUCCUCAUGGCGAGCUCUGAUUCGUUCACUCCAAUCUAUUUUGGUAUACUAUCUUUUUUUAAUCGCGUUUGGAUAUCUUUGGAAAGCCGGUGAAAUGAUAGAGGCGCUAUACAUACUUCCUUGCAUGAGCCAUUUGACGUUCGAUCUGUUUUCUCAAAUGCUAACGAAUCUUUUUCGCAAUGUCAAUUGGUGAUGUACACCCCCCUGUCUUUUUUUCUUCUUUUUUUUUUGUAAUGCUGUGGGUUUCCUAUUUCCUUUACGGCAGUUUGGGAAUGGAAAGUGUCGGAUCCGGGCACUGCGUUUUGUUUGAUGCCCCGCGCCCUAGUCGUUUGUGCCCGUCUAGAGGUUGGGCUGGGCUGAAUCAAAGAAUUGGGGCGUUUGAUGAGAAUAAUAAACGAGAUAAUCUUUGCUUUGUUUUUGUUUACUCCUCAUUAUGGCAAGAUGUGAUAAAGCACAUGUCAAAUUGCAAUUCAGCAUUUUUCACUUGCUGCGGUUGUGCCGAAAACGUGCUUAUAUUGAUGUGUGAUUUCUCGUUGACGAG